AUUACGGGACUCCAUUAUUGAACUUUUUACGGGACUUUAUUACAGAUAAUCAUUAUUGGGCUCUAUUAACGGGCUUUCUCAUUGGGAUUUACUACAGAACUUCAUUACAGAACUUUGCUUUGGGCCUCUUCUGCCCCGAUUUGCCUCUGCUUCGUAUUUCUGGUUUACGGCUGUGGAAUAUGGCGCCAUGUAUCGCCCCAAUUUAAGGUUUAGCUAUCGUGCGAUAUAUGACUCUGAUUUGUGGCCCUGGCGGCGCGGUACGCACGCAGGGCUUUUUCCAUGAGCGAGCCCGGCCAGACACGGCAGAAUAAGAGGACGCCAUUCCAAACCCGGCCCGGGGCGGAAGGCCGUUCUGUGAUUGGAACCCGAAGUUUGGCCCAGCAUGUCUCGCGAGUCUUGGUGCGAUUGGCGUGAGUGGGCGCGAUUUGCGAGAGUCGUGGUGCGGUUCAUGCAGAGGCCAAGGCCGGCACGGCGAGCUAAUAUACUAAUUGCUCCAGUUGCGGACACUCCCCAGUUUAGCGCCAGAAACGCAGCGCCGGCGCCGGGACAUGCCUCAUGGCCACGGCCACAUGUGCGCCGCAAUCAAUGUGCCCGGUCCUCUCAAUACUUGCCCCAGGGAGUGGUGACAUCAUUUGUAGUCGGCUGUGGCCCCGCUGUCUGUUCUGCCCCGGGUAACGACUGCACACCAGCUCGCGCGGCGGAAUUCUACUGGAUGGCGACAAGCAGACUACAGCGCCAUGGCCAUUGGGUAGAAGCAGAAAACAGCGAACAAAGCAAAAAAAAACAAAAAAAAAACAAAAAGAAGAAAAAACGCAAAGUUCCCCCAGGGAUCUGCCUAGUUUCCGGACCUUGGCUGUGCGUGUUGCGCCGCGGGCAGAUGCCCUCACCCUGGAUUUGCCAUAGUUCUUCGGGGCAGAAGCGUGCGGCAUAGAAGCCUGUUUUUUCGAUCUGCCCCAGCAAUGGAAUGUUCAGCCAAUCACCCCUCGCCACCAGACCAGCACUGGAUGUGCACACACAUACAGCAGCUUCACCGGGCGGCCAGUCACCACA
Metschnikowia bicuspidata var. bicuspidata NRRL YB-4993 is the source of this 1050-nucleotide messenger RNA. RefSeq lists its product as uncharacterized. The transcript has a single exon. Bases 383 to 931 code for a protein of 182 amino acids. The record is from RefSeq and is a predicted model, not a curated record. Lineage: Eukaryota; Fungi; Ascomycota; Pichiomycetes; Serinales; Metschnikowiaceae.